ACCACGAGCUCCCUUCUGUUCUGUUAGUCUUUGUCGAGAGUUUUGACUCUGGAGGCCCCUGGCGAUGAUUUCUCCGCCCCGUGAAAGUUUUUCUCACCCUGAUCUGUUCAAUCGACAAAACCGGUGGCGGACCAAGGAACACAAAACGAUAGUGCGUUACAUCUGGGAAAUGCUAGAAAAUCUUUGGCAAACUUGCACAAAAGAAGCCACCACGAGGCGAACGCACGGACUUCAACUUGGAGAACGCUUGAAAUUUUGUCCGUACGAGAUCAUCGGCGGAUGGUGCAAGUUGUCAGCCGAUCGGAGAAGGCCGGUGUGCGUGUUGGCGUUGGACCACUGCCGUUCCAGUGACGGAGAAGUGAACGGCGUGACGGAGGAGUUUUCGGCUCUGGAGGUUCUGCAAAUGGUCAACGUGGGCCUCAGGUCGCUUUCCAAACUGCCGUCGCUGCCCAAACUGCACAAGCUGGAGCUGAGCGACAACGCCAUCUGCGGAGGUUUGGAGGCGCUCGCCCAAAAAUGUCCCAACCUGACGUACCUCGACAUCAGCGACAACAAGAUCGGCGACGUGGCCGCCCUGGAAGCGCUGAAGCCCCUGAAGAAGCUGAAAACUUUGGACACGUCGGGUUGCAAGGUCAGCACCGGGGACGACUACCGUGACGCCGUCUUCCGCCUCCUGCCGCACAUCACCUACCUGGAUGGCUACGAUCGCCACGACAACACGGCGCCGCUCUCGGACGACCAGGACGAUGACGGUGCCGGUCCGCAUGGUGAUGACGAAGGGGAAGAUGAUGAUGAUGAUGGUGGUGAUGAUGACGACGAGGAGGAAGAGGAAGAGGUUGGGCUGUCCUACCUGAUGAAGGAGGGAAUCCAGGACGACGAAGACGACGGAGACUACGUGGAGGAAGAGGAGGAUGACGACGAAGAUGGAGAUGAGCAGCCGGUCCGAGGCGACAAGAGGAAGCGGGACGAUGAAGACGACGAAGACGAUGAAGACGGAGAUGACCAAUAGUUGACCGCCACCUGGCCCCACCCACUUUUUUGCUCAGAGGUACACUGUUCUUGAUCCUGGUUCUGGUUCUGGUGUGUAAGUGACCUGAAAGUUUCUGCAGUGUUUUGUUUCUGGCGCCAUCGUGUGGUCACGUAGCCGCAUUGUUUUUCAAUAAAACUGCCACAAGCAA
This is a messenger RNA of Syngnathoides biaculeatus (alligator pipefish), 1178 nucleotides long. RefSeq names its product acidic leucine-rich nuclear phosphoprotein 32 family member E-like. The transcript is spliced from 7 exons. Gene Ontology annotation, cellular component: nucleus. Gene Ontology annotation, biological process: regulation of apoptotic process. NCBI's taxonomy places the organism in Eukaryota, Metazoa, Chordata, Actinopteri, Syngnathiformes, Syngnathidae. Gene Ontology annotation, molecular function: histone binding; phosphatase inhibitor activity. The record is from RefSeq and is a predicted model, not a curated record. The coding region runs from base 65 to 1009 and encodes 314 amino acids.